UGGCUUCAUAAAUAAUAUCACAGUAACUCAGUAGCCCACAUCGUAUCGCAUUCGGUAGAUCUUCACGGAUAUUUCUACAGGAUUAUGAGUUCUCCUAAUGUCAGACGUCCACAGAUUGAGCAUUCGAGCCACCAAAGUACAACUACGCCAUCCAGAGUUACUGAAAUCGCAAUACAGGCCGACCGUGAUGCUGAGAACGAGGAAGCCGAAAAGGCAGCGGUGCAAGAGCUCGAUUUUGAUGAACCUUUUCUGUUCAGUGAUGCCAUCUUGAUCGUCGAAGGUCGGCAAAUUCAUUGCCAUCGAGCAAUCUUGUCCAUAUAUUCUCCAGUCUUCAAGGCCAUGUUUCGGAACAGAUGCCUCGAAACACAGAAGAACGAGGUCGUCAUUUCAAAUACAUCGUACGCGGAUGUGAAAGAGGUACUUUUGCACAUGUAUACACCUGGGGGACGCGACAUGUCUGUUGAAUCCGCCGAGAAGUUGCUUCCAAUCUUGCACCGCUAUCAGAUAGACUCCAUGGUCAGCUUGGCUGAAAGAACAUUGGCCUUUCGGUUGACAGACAGCACGGCUCCCACAUGCUUGCAGCUCGCUGACAUCUAUGGUCUCACUCGACUCAGACAAGCUGCCCUCGAAUCCUGUGCUCGCCUCGAUUCCGAACGACUCAGUCGGGUAUUCCAACAGGUAUCACUGAGUGCGGAACUACGCAACGAAAUUCUCGAGCGGCGAGUCAACGUGUUGGAGAAGUGUCUGAUAGACAUACAGAAUAGCUUCACUCACUCAUGCACUCGUGUCGAGAGUCGGAUGGAACGUGUGGCAUCAAACCACUGUCCUGAGCACAGCAGACCAAUGGCUCCGGUCAACAUCGUUCCCUUCCAAUUGAGUACGCGGGGUUCCCCACCUAACCAAGGCUCCGCAGAUGGCCAGUCUCCAGGUGCUUCCGAGGCCCCCGGAGGACAACCAUCGAGUGCGCAACACCGUAUGGAUGUUGCGGCCAGUAUCCUACCCGCAGCUGCAGCCCUGGGUAAUGUAACUAUGCGACCAGUCAAUGAUGGACAACAGCCAUUGAGUUCCAGCCAAUCAAAUUUAGCCAACGUCACACCCACCAUAUCUGGUCAGACCACAGCCGUGUGUGAAAAGUGCGUGGAUCAGCUGAAAAAUCACGUGAUCGAGCUCUGCAAACGUGGACUGCACAAGAUACCAAUCAUUAUGUUGAAGAAUUCCUGAUCGGUAUCAGCCCUCCCAACACCCUCAUCACCCAAGUUCUCGAACUAGUGACCAGUGAUGACUGAAUAUAUAUCAUAAGAGACAUGUGUUGGAACGAGAUUUACUCAUGACAUUUCCAGUUUUACCUGCUCUGUCCUGCCAUCAACCUUUGUACUUGAAAGCGGUCGUUUAUGAGGUCCUGUAUGGGACUAAGCAUGAACAAUAGAAUUCACAAUGCAGAACUACCACCGCAGCUUAAAUACACUAUUAUAUUUC
This is a messenger RNA of Opisthorchis viverrini, 1476 nucleotides long. RefSeq lists its product as hypothetical. Gene Ontology annotation, molecular function: protein binding. The transcript is spliced from 5 exons. Lineage: Eukaryota; Metazoa; Platyhelminthes; Trematoda; Opisthorchiida; Opisthorchiidae. The record is from RefSeq and is a predicted model, not a curated record. The coding region runs from base 85 to 1221 and encodes 378 amino acids.